AUCGAAUUUAAUAUUUAAUAUUAGGACCACUUCAAAUUAAUUUAUACUAUGUACACAUGUUAAUUCAGGCGGCUAGCUUGGAUACACGAAAAUGCAUGCUUGACGAACGAGUUAAGUCAAGGUUAAACUGCGGACAUUACUGUCUCAGCUGACUCAGUUUGUGGUCGGCUCUCAUCCGAUGGGAAAGUGAGUUCCAGCUCGAAUCUCGUAACCACGUGUCUCAAUGGAAGAUCUUAAUGGAAUCUUGUAUAUUUUAAACAUAAUAUAGUAACUAUUUAUUGAGACAAGUGGGGCAUCUGUUUGACGGGAAAAUUCUACUUAAUACAAGAUUCCUUAAUUUACUCUAAAUUUUACUUACUCAAUUUCGUCUUUAACCAGUUUUAGGGGGAAUAGUUGGCACUAAAUAAACGAGUGAGGCCAGCUGAAGAUAGGCUACCCGCAUUAGGUCACUGGCUUAUUGUAACAAAUUAAAUCAAACAGAUAAACGGGCAGGUUAUCUGAGUCGAGGCGUGGCCUUGACCAUGCCUUCACGAUCAUCCCUGAAUGGUUCACUUCUUCCCGACCAUCACUUCACGACUGGGCUGCCCCGGCAUUUGUUACGAGAUGAAUCUGGUGUGGGUGGCGUUACUUCUGCUCGCUGCAGGGAAAAGUGACUGCGCGCGCAUUCUUGUUAUGCAACCUCACAAUGCCAGGAGUCACAGUAUAGUUGUGGAGCCAUUGUUUGAGGAACUGGCUUCUAGAGGACACCACCUUACAUUAGUCACCAGUUUCCCACAUAAACCUCCUCUACCAAAUUUGUACGAAAUAGACGUGUCUUACAGGCUAAGACCUAUGAUCAGCAAUUUCAAUUUUGAAUCAAUCAAUGAAUUAAUGCCAAACGUUUUCCAAUCCCCACUGUUCAUGUCGGACCUCGACCUGUACCUGUGCAACAACUCGUAUUCCGAACCACAAGUCCAGAAACUGUUGGAUUCAGACGAAAAAUUCGAUUUGGUGAUAACAGAAAUUUUCUCUUCCGACUGUUUUGCCCCACUCGCUCACAGAUUUAAUGCCCCUCUCGUUUCAGUCGUGACAAGCUGUUCUCUGCCGUGGGUGGCCGAUAGGGUUGGCCUCCCUGAUAAUCCGUCUUACAUCCCCAACUAUCUCGCUGGACUCCCCACCAACAUGGACUUAUACCAAAGAGUGUACAACACCGUCUUGUUAGUCUGGGCUAAAUUGGUCCACAGGUAUUACGCUUUACCUCAGUCACAGAAUAUGGCCAAUGAAGUAUUCGGUAGUUCUACUCCACCUAUAAACGAACUAAUUAAGAAUACAUCAUUAGUUUUGGUCAACAGUCACAUUUCUCUAUCUGUCAGCCGUCCUUUUCCUCCUAAUGUCGUAGAGAUUGGAGGUAUACAUAUAAGAAACACCUCGAACUCAUUGCCAAAGGAUUUGCAGGAUAUAUUGGACAAAUCAACUCAGGGAGCUAUUGUGGUCACUUUUGGUUCUCUAGUCAGAAUGUCUACCCUCCCUGAGCAGAUAAUCAAUAAUUUUAUGAAGGCAUUCUCCUCUGUUCCUCAAACUUUUAUUUUUAAGUAUGAAGAUGAUCUACAAGGAGUUCCUUCAAACGUCGUUAUAAGACAGUGGUUGCCGCAAAAAGAAAUUCUUGCACACAAGAACCUGAGAGCGGUUUUCGGCCAUGGAGGGAUGUCUAGCACAAUCGAAGCCGUCUACUUUGGAAAGCCUCUCAUUGGUCUGCCGUUUUUCUCUGAUCAAUAUUUGAAUGUAAAGGGGAUGGUGAGUCUAGGAGCAGCUGUCCAACUUAACAUGGAUGAUCUUUCAGAGGAUAACAUUGGAGCAGCCAUCAAAGAGGUUAUUAACAAUCCAAAAUACACAGAGAAUAUCAGGCGACUAUCAAGGCAAUUCCGGGACCGGCCUAUGUCAGCAAUGGAAACAGCAGUGUACUGGAUAGAGUAUGUCAUUAGACAUCAGGGGGCGCUACACUUGCGACCGGCCUCUGUCAGUCUGCCGCUCUACCAGUACUUACUACUCGACGUCAUCGCAGUGCUAUUUCUCCCAGUGUUCCUUCUCCUGUACUUUAUCUACUUUUUGUUCUUCAGGGCUGUAGAAGUUAGUCCCAACGAUCACAAGAACUAUAAACUAAAGAAAAACAAUUAAAAGCACUAUUAUAACUCAUUUUGAUACACAGAAAACACUUUUUAAAUAACAAAUAAUACAUUUAAUCUUCUUAUCCAUUGUAUUUAUUAAAAUUUGUUUUAAAUAUAAGUUUUAAUUUAAAAUAGACAGUACUAAAUGGGUAACUACAGUUUCCUGUUUUACAAAUUCUUAUAUAUUUAACUAAAUCGAAAAUUAUCAUAUAUUUGAUUAUAUUUUUAUAGUAUACUCAUAUGAUAUGUACAGAACGACUUAUUACAAUCUAGGGGUCUGUGUGAUGGUAAAAAGUUAGUGCCACUUGUUAUUGGAGUUUUUAUGGGAAUGUUCUAAAUGUCGAGAAUUACAGGAUAAUUGUUUAUAUUUCAAGUGUUUUAAGUAAUAAUACUAUUUUAGGUAUAUGUUUAUGUAACAGUUUUUCUUGUUUUUAGCACUGUGUUUCCAUGUUAUCUUAUUACAAAUUUAUCAUGGACUUCCUGGCUAAAAUAUAAACUAUAUUUGGAUACGGAAAAGUAUAAACAGUAUAAUAUAGAUAACAAAACUAAAUUUACACGUACGAAAUACUGUUUUAUAAUGAACAAAAAAAUUGCUUACUUGUUAAUAUAAAUUAUAUGAUUCUCAAAACAUAAUAUCCUAAACGUGUUUAAAUCUUACAGAUUAUAUAAAGACUCAUAAAAACAAUAACUUACUAAUUUAAAUAUAACCAUGACAGUAAUA
Messenger RNA from Homalodisca vitripennis (glassy-winged sharpshooter), 2865 nucleotides. Its product is annotated as UDP-glucosyltransferase 2-like. The transcript has 5 exons. NCBI's taxonomy places the organism in Eukaryota, Metazoa, Arthropoda, Insecta, Hemiptera, Cicadellidae. The coding region runs from base 544 to 2154 and encodes 536 amino acids. The record is from RefSeq and is a predicted model, not a curated record. Gene Ontology annotation, molecular function: UDP-glycosyltransferase activity.